AUGGCGUCGACGACAGUGCUGUGUCACCUCUAUGUGGAUGCCAGGAAGGGUGAUGGACAGCGAUAUGAUACCAGGAAAGGUGACGGGCAGUGGUAUGAUGUCAGGAAGGGUGAUGGACAGCGGUAUGAUGUUAGGAAGAGUGAUGGACAGCGGUAUGAUGUCAGAAAGGGUGAUGGGCAGCGGUAUGAUGUUAGGAAGGGUUAUGGACAGCGGUAUGAUGUCAGGAAGGGUGAUGGGCAGAGGUAUGAUGUUAGGAAGAGUGAUGGGCAGCGGUAUGAUGUUAGGAAGAGUGAUGGGCAGCGGUAUGAUGUCAGGAAGGGUGAUGGGCAGCGGUAUGAUGCCAGGAAGGGUUAUGGACAGCGGUAUGAUGUCAGGAAGGGUUAUGGACAGCGGUAUGAUGUGAGGAAGGGUGAUGGGCAGCGGUAUGAUGUCAGGAAGGGUGAUGGGCAGCGGUAUGAUGUCAGGAAGGGUGAUGCCAGAGAAAGGGUGAUGGGCAGCGGUAUGAUGCCAGGAAGGGUUAUGGACAGCGGUAUGAUGUCAGGAAGGGUGAUGGACAGCGGUAUGAUGUUAGGAAGAGUGAUGGACAGCGGUAUGAUGUCACGAAGGGUGAUGGACAGUGGUAUGAUGUCAGGAGGGUGA
Molecule: messenger RNA, 639 nt
Organism: Liolophura sinensis
Lineage: Eukaryota; Metazoa; Mollusca; Polyplacophora; Chitonida; Chitonidae
Product: ribosome-binding protein 1-like
Exons: 2
Coding region: 1-639 (212 amino acids)
Source: RefSeq, a predicted model, not a curated record